Messenger RNA from Uranotaenia lowii, 7196 nucleotides. Its product is annotated as serine/threonine-protein kinase minibrain-like. The transcript has 2 exons. Lineage: Eukaryota; Metazoa; Arthropoda; Insecta; Diptera; Culicidae. Bases 3122 to 4075 code for a protein of 317 amino acids. The record is from RefSeq and is a predicted model, not a curated record.
CCUUAUCAUUGAUAGUAACACAAACUCCAAAGCACGCGGAAUCUUUUUAGUGCCGAAAUUUUUAAAAUGUUUCCAUUGACGAACCUUUACAACGAUCCAAGACUGACCCUUCCUCUCUACGACCUGAAGCUGACCACUCCUUCAAGUAACUCAAAUACCGAACGUCUGCUCGUCUUGUUCCGAUUGUUAUUCUGCACUUGAGCCUGUCAUAGCACAGUCUGAUGAUUCUCGACGAAGAUGUCACUCUAUACUAAUUUGGCUAGCUCGCCCGGCAUUGACCUGACUUCAUUUAAAGAUAUUCUCCGUACCGUCGAAUACCCUUUUCCUCACACACAAUAUCUAGACUGAGAUACCUCCACAGUUGGUAGCUGUUUUUUCUUCGCAGUUUCAUUCGUGUUUCGGGUUUCAGAGCAGCACAAUUCGGGUCCUCUACGUUGAUGAAGUUAUCCUACCACACACGCGACGCAUCCCCGAGAUCCAUUACACUUAAGGUCCUAUCUUGUUUAUUUCGCAUUAGGUAUUUAAUUUUAGUCGAUCCGCAUCUGGCUUCCACUCAAGCGCACCGGAAUACCGCAUUGGGAGGCUACUGCAUUGUGUAUUGAAUUGUAUGCACUUUCCGUUUGCUAUGGAUGAGAAAGCUAUACCGAUAGAUAACUAUAUGAUUCUAUUUCAUAAGAUUUCCGAAUGAGUUAUUAAACACGCUUUAAGAACUCCUUUCAAGAACGCGGCUCAAGAACGAUUGAUCUAUAUUAAAUGUGUUGUUGGGUACAGCUACCGAGAACUCAUUUUUUGUGAAAAUAUUAAUUUACAAUCUUAUAGGUUAACUCCGAAUGUCAAAAUUAACGGGAUACGACAUGCAGUUCAUCAUUUGGUUUCCUAGAACUUCUUCUGUCAAUGCUUUGUAAACGUUUGGCGAUGUUUCAGAAAGGGGGUAGGCUUGAUAGCUACGAUAUUCACUUCGCAGCACGAUUAUUUUUGAUCUCCUAAACGUUUUUUGACCCUUCCACAUACGAUUACGAUCUCUUCUCGGUUCCGACGGUCUCUCCUGUCUCAGCUAGCCAUUUCCUUGGAGUUAUUGAACUCAUCGUCUGCUUGAACGAGCGUUUUCUUCAGAGUUUACAACCACCUUUUCAACUCUAGUGUCAUGACGAAUUGACCAAAGAUCUUCAACAUGGAUUAGCGCUAUUAUCGGCUGCUAUAGCUUCUGUCUCUCUGAGCUCCCUAAGUUUCGGAUCCACACCUAAAACUUCAUCUUCUUGUUCUUUCAACUUAUCAAGCUCUGUUAUAUGGGCGCUAAUCCUCAACAUCUCUGCUAGUUGUAGUUUUAAUCUUCUUAAGUAUGCUAUAUUAGUUCUAAGUCGAAAGGAAGAGCAAGAACAAACGCGGUAGCCUCAAAUGAUUUUCCCUUUCGGUGGUUUCUUAACCAUUGGUUCUAGACGAGAAUACCCAAUACUCCAUCUUGUGUCUUUAUCGAAAAAGUGUUUGGAAAUUUAUGUAUUUCUGUUGGCCUCUACAAGAUCUGUAGACACGUCUGGGCUCUAGGUCACAAAGAGGUUGAAUAUCACAUAGAUUUUUUUAAGCUUUGGAAGUUCGGCUUUGGAAGUCCAACAGGAAAACUGUUUUGAAUUCUCUCGGAGUUGCUCAGCAUCACAGUACAGUUUUUUAUGAUUCAAUUAUAUGUUAUGUUUUCCCUAAGAACUCCCAAAAACUGAGGGGAAAAGUAUGUAAAUUUACUCGUAGAUUGAUCACAGUGUAAAACUUUUAUAGAGUGACUGAUGGUGGUUAAUAUUAACUGUUCUAUAAAUUGUUUGUUUUGUUGUGGAUAUCGUGAAAUUUAAAUGUACACAAUUCCUUUAUUGUUCCAACUCUGGACGCUGCUCAGAAGAUCGUCGAUGACUUGAGUUCGGCGAGCAAAAUCCACAAUCACCGGUCUUAAAGAGCCAGAAUUUUCAACCUCACAACCUUCAAGAACAACAACAGCAGGAGCAGCAAGAACAACAGAAUGUGUUACAUCGCAAGAGCACUAGUAAUAAUAGUUCCAAUACCAACAGCGAUAGCACUAAAUCUAGUAGCGAUUAAAAGGAAUAAUGAAAGAACGGAUGGUGAAAACAGCCGAUAACCAAACUGCAGUCAACAGAUUGUCGCGAAACUUCAAAGCAAAAUAGAGCAGACAGAAACAGUGUAAACACUAUUGUUUUAAAAUCGUAUACCGCCGGUGAGUUAGACAUUAUUUUUCGUUACACAGAACUAAAAAAAUGAUUCCAAAUAGGCCAAAAACACUUGAUACAAACGAAAUGUUAGGAAAGCUCCAACGUAAAGUAGGGUAGACAGUAUCGAAAAAAAAAGUCGGAUUCUAAACUUCCUCGUGUUUUGGUACAAUUGUAAAAAUAAACAAUCCUGAACGCAAUCCAAUUAGUUACUAAUUUGAUUUUAUUUUAUAAACGUUUAUCAAUUCCAAACCACAGCGGAGGAGAAAAAGUUCGAAUUCAACCAAAACAAAACAAAAUUUAAACUCACAAAUACAAAAUGAAAAGUACAUAACUCCAAACAAAGUAAAAAGAGUAAACAUAUAUAGUGAAACAUACAACAAAUGAACCGAGUACCAGAAAUUAAAAACAUUGUCAAGGUGGUAAAUAGUAAUCAGUUACACAUGAGUAUAUACGCAGAUCAAGAAGUAGAUAUAUGAUGGAAUAGGUGCGGAUUAGCGCGUGAAUGAGACAAGAACAAGCCAAGCUUGAUUAUAUGCAACUGAAACAGUAUUUUGAAGGUAAACAGUGAAAAGAAUGCUAGGGACUAGUGCUGGAAGGGGUUUGCAAGAUCAGUUCUACGUCUUUGACGAGAUUCAAAAUUAGUUGAAAUGUAGGCAAAUUAGAAUGAACAGGGCUCUGCUGAAUACAACAAUAGCAAUCAAAAUAUUCUUGUUAUUGGAUGGCGGUGCUACCUUCUACAAAGCAAGCGCUCUUAUCGUUGCCUAACGCACCAUUGGGCAGCUUUAUUGCUUCUAUUUUCUUUUUUUUACUGGAAAAGAACUGAUACUGAUCAAGGAACCGGAGUGUUCUCCUAAUAUCAUCCCGGUUCUUCACAAACAAUAUUCUGCUAAAUCAUUCUAGGUCUUACAUCGAUGCAGCUCCAACCUCAAUCAGUUCAUCAUCAAUCGCAACAACAACAACAAUCUCAGCAGCAAAGCAUGUUGCUGUUGUCUCAAGCCGCAGCAGCGGUCGGUCUCGGCAACAGUAACAGUAACAACAGCAUCCAGAACUCGCUCAACCCUAACAGCAACACGAUAGUUAAUAGCAACAACAACAACCCACAUCCCAUGGAAUGCGAUCCGCCGGUUCAACAGCAGUCACAUUCUUCUCUGCUUUCGACCUCUUCGAAUCCGAACCACUAUCACAGGAAUCGCUACAUGCAACAGCAGCAACAGCACCAGCUAAUGAGCCACAGCAGUUUCGCUCCCGCAUCACUGCCAAUCGACUUAGGGGGUCUAACUCAUGGUGGGCAAUCGCUGGAUCCACAUCACCCAGGAUCGUCGUCGUCUUCAGCAGCAGCCGCGGCGGCAGCAGCUAUUAUGUCUGGCAGCUUUACAUCUCAUCCGGUGUCCUGCGUAGUCGGAGGAGCGGUAGGAGGUGGAGUUGGUAACAAUAAUAAUAGUAGCAGCAGUAGUACAGCGGGGGGAGCAAGCAAUCGGAGUCUACUUACGCACAGUACCAGCGGCUAUGCGCCGUUUUCGAUGAAUGAUGCAGCUUUGCUUAUGAGCCAUGCUGGGAAUUCAAGUAGUCUUGGAGUUUUGGGCCUGGGGCCUGUUGGUCUUGGUUCUAUCGGGACAGCUUCAGUUGGGGGAAUACCAGGCCCAAAUUCUCUAUUGACAGGAAAUGGAAGUAACAGUACUGUAGCGCCAAUUGGUAACAUGGGUGGGGGAAGCAGCAGCAGUAGUAGCAAUAGCAGUAGCUCCAAAGGACUCGGACGAGCAGCAGCAGCUGCUGCAGCCGUGGCCGCUGCUGCCGCAUCCAACGAACGGGACGAGUCACCUAUGGUCGGGGUUGUAGUGCAACCCAGUCCCGUAAUAAUCCACUGAAAUGCUGUAUUUGGCGUUUUUAAUCGGAUUGCAACGUCAUGUGAAAACGGAACCAAAGUAACGAUAGUAAACCAGAAAAUUAGAUUGAUGUUUCGUUAACGGCUGAUAGUUUGUGUUUUAUAAAUUAUUGGAAGUUGUGCUCAGUGGAAUCGUUGGUCCUUGUUGAAAUUUUUUUUCUAAUGUUUUUUUUUUCUUUCUAUGCAUGUUAUUGCCUUCCGUAGAAUACGAACGGCUCAACAACGUCAAAUUUAUUUACAAAUAAAACGUUUGAAAAAGGAGACUUGGAUUUGUGAAUAGUUUACUAUUAGGAGUAAAUGAAUACUAUUUCUAAUUUAUUGAAUUAAUUUUAAAAGAAAAAUGUCAAAAGGUCAAUGUAUUUUUUUCAUAACUAAUAUUUUAUCUUAAGCCAAAACAAAAUUCAUAAAAUGCAUAAAGAUUUACUGAAAAUUGAUAAAUUAUUAUAAAGCUUUCCUGAACUGAUCAAGGCUAGAUUCCUCGGAGUGCAAUUUGAUGCGAAUUAAUUGACGCUACAAUGCCUUUUUUAAGUCUUCCGAACUGUGUUCAAAAAUGCUCCUAUUUUUUUUUUAUUUUGACGAUAUAUUUCGAGGAUACUCCUACAUUCACUUACAUAUUAUACGAGCAUGGCCAAGCAAAUCGAGUUACACCGCUCGGGUAGUUUGCUGAAACGGAUUAGGCCAAUAGCAUGGAAUUGCCUUUAACCUAGUGUGAUAGACAUGCAUUGUGGGAAAAUUCAAUCAUUUGAUGCGAGAUUUUUGUAUCGUACAAAACGCAAACAAGAAUACUGCCGUUUGGGAUUUUCGGAGUAACCAACCUAGACAAAUACACACACAUACAUACCCAUUAACUUGCUUUUCUUAAUUACAAAAUGAGUUUUAGUUUUAAUUUUCGAGAUACCACUAUUUUGUAUAAAGACUGUCCGUUCAAUCGAAUGAUUUUGACGUUAUUGCGAAUGAAUGUUACAAAACGUUGCUUGAAUUGCAAAAAAGUUAGUUUAUCGUGCGUUUUACAAGAUUUUUAUGCGCAUACUACUCGAAGUAGAAGGAAGAAUGGGAUCCUAGAAUAUGUGAGAUUGAACGAAAGAUUGCAAAAUGCGUACCUACUGGUAUGUGUUUCAUUUCAAAGCUCAUCAACCUAUUUCGAGUACAUGAUUAUUACCAAGCUGCAGCCCAUUCGGUUGAGGGCAUUUAUUUGCUACAAACAGUGGAAAACAGCGCUAUCAAAGUAACUCCGAUGUGUUUCAUUUUUACACAAACGACUAAACUAUAUAGAUAAUUUCUACACUUCAGCAGGAGAAACGUAACCAAAAUUUACUAUCGUAACUUAAUUGCAUUAAACUAAUAUUUCGAAAAUGAUGCUUUAUGCAUUCACCACAUGUAAAUUUACAUCCAUUUUUACAAACAUCAUAAGGGAGUUGUGUUUUUUCUUGUAGAGAAAGAGAGAAAAGUGGCUACGAGUAACUCUGUUGAAGAAUGCAUGUGCAAAGCUACAGACAUACACACACACAAUCACAGAUGAAGUGAGAGAGAAUGGUUUUUAUAAUGAAACAAAAAGGUAACAAUUACACUACUGCUACAAGAAGUAGUACGAUUGCAAGCAAAUCUGGGGACACUUCGGAAAUGAAUCAGCGAGAACAUUAGGCAAAAGAUAAGACCAAUAAAAAUAUUAAAUUAUUAUUUAACGAACUAAAUUAAUGAAACGACUUGAAAGGGGUAAAACCUAAUGGAACUGUAUAACGUUUCCUUGUACAUACUAAUGGAUAGUGCUAAUUAUUAUUAAUUAGAGGAAUGAGAAAACGCAAACAAUACGUUUAUGUAGAAAAUGAACGUAUAAAAAGUAUGAACAAGGGGAGAGUGGUUCAGAAAAGUAAAAAUAAAUUAGCCGAAUGAUUUAAAGGAAAUCAAGAAAAAUAAAUUAAUAACUAAAUAUUAGUUCUUAAGCGAAAGGUAAAUGAUUAAGAAAAGUUGAUAAGUAAUAAAUGAGGAAAAUGCAAACAGCAAAAAAAAAAACAUUAGUGAAACAGCGAUUAAUGAUGAAAAAAGAAAUCCCUAAAACAGGUAUAAAUUAUUGGUGUCGCGAUAUUGUACCAUAUAUAAGUUAAUAAGUCACACACAACCAGCUAAACACAUAAUUUUCCAAGUCGAGCCAAAUGUCGUAUUAUCUCCGUUGAUCCAUAGUGACUUUCACUUAGAAAAUACCCAUAGCCACACCGUUCUAAGUCUGACUUCAUCGUAUCGACAGCCACGAAAAAUAGUAAAAUAAUCCGAUUUGGUCGAAUGACCACAUGACUGGGUUAAGAACGUAAGUUUAAUUUACAGCAAUGAAAAAUAGACCACAAACUAAAAAAACACUUACCAAUGCAGCAAAGAACUGAACAAUAUAAAAAAAAUACAAUAUUGAUGCGUAGUUUAAACGAAACUGAAGACGGCUAAUCAAGAGCUGUCCGCUGUUGCUAACUGAAAUUGUAGGAUCGCACAGCUCUCGAAAAAAAAAGAUUCCAGUAAAAAUAGUCACAUAACACUUAUACACUCGAGACUAAACAAGGUGACAUGGAUCAUCUGAAUAACCGCCUAGCAGUGAAAGAGCCGAUCAAUGAGGAAUAGGCAUAGAGGGGAAAAUAUUAAUAUGACUACAAAAAAAAGACAUUUGUAAAAAAAUCGUAAAAAAAUGACAAAAAAUAAUACACUAAAUACAUCAUUAGACAAAAUGAAGGAAAAAGAAAACCACAAAAAGCAUAUUUUUCAUCAUUUCCCCUUAAGUUGGCAGCUCUGGUGGCGGACUCCCAACUACGAGAGUAAUAUCCGAACGUAGCAAUAACAAGAAAUAACUGACAAGUGAUAAAUCAGACAUGAAUAAGCGAGGAAACACAGAACAUUACAACAACCAACAGCAGAGCUGGGUUGAUUGAGAAAGGGGCAACGGAGGUGACGGUGUGUCCAGUCCCAUUUGGGCUGUGUCUACAUUAUCGUUGGCUACGAAAAGAAUGUCUAGCAAAUCAAAGAUUGAAAAUCAUAGAAUAUGUGACUAGCGAAAGAGUGCAAAAAAAACGAGCGAUGCAAAAAGAACGAGCAUAAUGUAUUGCAAAUAAAAUGAGAAAAUAAUA